CCGUCAAAUUGUGUUUAUUCCAGAACUGUCACCGCAAAGCCGGUCCGUUCCGUUCCACAUUCUAGACUAUUCGAAUGUUCGUGUCGUGAAAACAAACGCGACAGGAUGAGUUGUCCGAUUGGCGCAGAGGCCGUUGAAAAGCUAAAACAAUUCGUGACGAUAUGUCAAUCAAACCCGGACCUGCUGCAUCUGCCGCAGCUGUCGUUCUUCAAAAGUUUCAUUGAAUCGUUCGGGGGCAAGGUGCCGGCUCCAAGGAUGUCCGCGGAGCCGAACGCGCAGCAGGCGCAGCCCGAGCCGAAGGAGGAGGCCCCGGAGUCGGACGAGGAGUCCGACUUGGAGAUCGACAUGACAGGCUGCGUCGAGCCGGACGAAAUAUCGCCCGACCAUAACAUGGGUGAUGUGACUAAGGAGGAGGUCAGCGAGGAGGAGCAGGACAAGGCGGACGAGAAGCGCAGGGAGGCGAUGGCUCAAUUCUCCGAGGGCAACAUCGAGAAGUCCAUUGAGCUGUUCACCGAAGCCAUUGUGAUUAACCCCACCAGCGCUUUAUUGUUUGCCAAACGGGGCCAGGCUUAUUUGAAGCUCAACAAGCCGAAUGCCUGCAUUAAAGAUUGCACACGGGCCUUGGAAUUGAACUGCGACUCCGUGUCAGGCUACAAAUUCAGGGGAAAGGCUUAUCGUUUACUGGGAGAAUGGGAGAAAGCUGCCAAGGACUUGAGACAAGCUUGCAAUAUCGAUUUUGAUGAACAAACUGAUGAGUGGCUCAAGGAGGUUGAGCCCAAUGCCAAAAAAAUUGAACAGCACAGACUGAAGAAGGAACGAAAGGAAAAGGAAAAGAAGGCUCAAAAGGCUAGGGCGCCAAAACCUGAAGCUCCACCUACUUCUACCCCUGGAGGCCCACCUCCAACUGGAGCUGGACCUGGAGGCCUGUUUGAUUUGUUUAAAGAUCCAGAGAUUUUAAAAGCAUUUGAGGAUCCAGAGGUUGCUGCUGCAUUCCAGGACAUAACUUCCAACUUUUCCAACUUCACAAAGUACCAAAACAAUCCAAAAGUGAUGAACUUGUUAAAGAAAUUAUCUGCUCAGUAUACAGGUGGUGGAAUGCCAGAUUUGAGUGCUUUUGCGGGUGGUAUGCCGGGAGGAUUUGGGGGCGGAAUGCCCGGAGGAUUUGCAGGAAUGCCCGGAUUUGGGGGGCCCAAACCGACACCUCCAAAUGACGAUGAUCAUUUGGAUUAGGUUGUUCACAUGUGGGAUUUGAAAGGCUGAUUAUUCUAGUUAAAAUGGACUGUUUAUGCGGUUUAGAUUUGUGAUUCACUGCUUUUGUAAUGUAAAUUUAUAAAUAAAUACAGUACGAUUAUUUUGGAA
This is a messenger RNA of Aethina tumida (small hive beetle), 1359 nucleotides long. RefSeq names its product putative protein FAM10A4. Bases 106 to 1230 code for a protein of 374 amino acids. Gene Ontology annotation, molecular function: Hsp70 protein binding; protein dimerization activity. Lineage: Eukaryota; Metazoa; Arthropoda; Insecta; Coleoptera; Nitidulidae. The record is from RefSeq and is a predicted model, not a curated record. The transcript has 2 exons.